AUGAAGACCGAGAUACUUCAACUUUUGUAUGCAAAUCCCUUCACAUGGCUUGAUCAUGAAGAUCCUUACACAUACAUUACAAAGUUCUAUGAGAUUGAUGAUGCAAUUGGAGCUCUAGAAGCGGACGAAGACCAAGUGUUCAAGAGACUAUUCCAAUAUUCUUUGAUUAGAAAAGAAAAAGAAUGGUUCAUGGAAGCAAAGACUUCAAUUGCGGUUUUCUCUCAAGGUGCAAGUGAAGCCCUUAAUGAAACUUGGGAGCGAAUCAAGUCAAUGUUAAGGAAAUGUCAAGGCCAUGGUUUUGAUGAACUUACUCAAAUCCAUAUAUUUCACCAUGGACUCCAACCACAACCCAGAACUCUAUUGGAUGCUACCACGGGUGGUUCUUUGAUGUCAAAGAAUGUGGAAGAAGCAAUAGCCAUUAUUGAUAGAAUGACACUCAACGAUCAUCAAGGCCAACAUAACCGAGGUGGAGUUACUCACAUAACAAAUGUCAAAGCUCCCACAACAAAUCAAAGAGAUGCAAGAGAUUCCUAA
This is a messenger RNA of Lathyrus oleraceus (garden pea), 534 nucleotides long. RefSeq lists its product as uncharacterized. Bases 1 to 534 code for a protein of 177 amino acids. The transcript is spliced from 3 exons. NCBI's taxonomy places the organism in Eukaryota, Viridiplantae, Streptophyta, Magnoliopsida, Fabales, Fabaceae. The record is from RefSeq and is a predicted model, not a curated record.